AUGUACAGGUCAGAGGCUUCGUCCUUCAAACUUGGUGAAAUUCUUAAUAUCGUUUGGAGGAUGAUAUCUCCAGCCCAUGAAAGAUGGAGAAGGUUUCAAACAAUUUACUUAUGCGUGCUAGACAUAUUACUCUGGGCGGUUAUCCAACGGGCGCAAGUAGGAUAG
This is a messenger RNA of Sclerotinia sclerotiorum 1980 UF-70, 165 nucleotides long. RefSeq lists its product with no specific name. The transcript is spliced from 5 exons. NCBI's taxonomy places the organism in Eukaryota, Fungi, Ascomycota, Leotiomycetes, Helotiales, Sclerotiniaceae. The record is from RefSeq and is a predicted model, not a curated record. The coding region runs from base 1 to 165 and encodes 54 amino acids.